Carassius auratus (goldfish) is the source of this 2398-nucleotide messenger RNA. RefSeq names its product bloodthirsty-related gene family, member 1 (gene btr01). The record is from RefSeq and is a predicted model, not a curated record. NCBI's taxonomy places the organism in Eukaryota, Metazoa, Chordata, Actinopteri, Cypriniformes, Cyprinidae. Bases 130 to 1872 code for a protein of 580 amino acids. The transcript is spliced from 8 exons. Gene Ontology annotation, molecular function: zinc ion binding; protein binding.
AUGCGGACACACCUGCUUCCUGGAGGUCUCCACUUCAUAGUGAACGUGUCCUGUAUGCCACAUACUGAGUGGAACAGAACCAGAGCGAAAAAUUGAAACAUUGGAGUUCAGAAAAAGAAGAGAUAUACGAUGUCAUUACCUGGAGAAUUCCUGUCAGAGGAUCAGUUCACCUGCUCUAUUUGCUUAGAUGUCUUCACCAAUCCUGUCUCCAUACCCUGCGGCCACAGCUUCUGCUCAUCAUGCAUCACGUCCUACUGGGAGGGCCAGGGCAAAAGCUGCUUCUGUCCUUUGUGCAAGGAAAGCUUCCGCAAGCGUCCUGAGCUCCACAUCAAUCACACACUUAAGGAGAUCACAGAGCAGUUUAAACGGAUGGCGGAGAUCACACUGAGUGCUCCUAGGAGUGCACCUGCAGAUUCGCAGUCCCUCCCUUUCACUGCACCGAAGCCUGCAGUGCAGCACAGGACAGUAGAGCUGCCCAGAGGCCUAUUGCCCGAGAUGAAGAGCCGCUUCCAAAGAACAUCAUCGAGUGAGCCGUUGGCAUCCCAUGAUGCUGUUUCUCUCCCUCCUGCCAAGGCACCUAAACCAAACUUUAGUGUGAGCGGAGCAGGUUCCAGUGGGCCACAGUGUCCCAGACAUGGGCAAAGUUUGGAGGUGUUCUGCAAGACUGACCAGACAUGUGUUUGCGUAACAUGUGCAGAAAGGGAACAUUACGGGCAUUCUGUGAUAGAUGCCAAGAGAGAGAUGAAUAUUAAGAAGUCCCAGCUGCGUAUCAUGGAGGCGGAGCUACAAGGAUUGAUCACAGUCAGAGAGAGGAAGAUAGAGGAGAUCCAGACUUCACUUGCAGUAAUUCAAGUGAAUGCAGAGCAAGAGAAAGCAGGUACUGUGGGUAUGUUUGCUGAUUUAAUGAAAGCUGUUGAGAAGUCCCAGGCUGAACUUCUGGAGGUGGUGGAGAUGGGACAGCGGGCGGCAGAACUUCGCUCUCAGGCCUUCAUACGUGAGCUGCAGACGGAGAUCUCUGAACUCAGAAAUAAAUGCGGCUCCCUCAGCCAGCUGUCCCAGUCCCAAGAUCAUGUUUCCUUCUUCAAGACGUAUCCAGCCUACUGUAGUGUACCUGUGACAAAGAGCUGGGAAGAAGUGGCCUUGACCCCUGACCCCACUGCUGGAGCGGUGCUGAGAAAUGUCACUCAGAUGGUGGAGGAGGUUCAGGAAGCCUUGAGGAGACUGUCAGCCAUCUGUUUGCGCCCUUCCACAGGAAAUCCACAGGAAAUAUAUCAACAGAAAGUGUGGUGUGUGCAGGAAUAUGCAAUGGACGUGACCCUAGAUCGAGACUCAGCCCAUCCGCGUCUGAUCAUCUCUGAGGAUGGUAAACAGGUGCACUGCAGUGACCGCUACCAGUUGGUACCAGACACAGCUGAACGGUUUGACCGUGUGGUGUGUGUACUUGGCCGCCAAGGCAUCAGCUCUGGCUGCCAUUACUGGGAGGUUGUGGUGGGUGAGAAGACAGACUGGGAUUUGGGCAUUGCUAGUAGCUCCAUCAACAGGAAAGGAAAAAUUGCCGCAAACCCAGCUAAUGGAUUUUGGUUUCUAAGUUUACGUGACAAGCAUGAGUACGUCUUUCGUACAGAACCAUCAAUGCCUAUAAUCGUACAAAUAAAACCACAGUGUGUCGGCGUGUAUGUGGACUAUGAAAAAGGACAAUUGUCCUUUUAUAAUGCAGAUACAAAGUCACUGAUAUUUACCUACAAAGACUUAUUUUCAGAGACUUUAUAUCCUUUUUUCAGCCCAUGCACCAACAAAUCUGGCAAAAAUGAAGCUCCCCUUAUCAUAUGUCCUGCCUAUCCAACUCACCCAAGCUGGCUGACUGAAAAAUGAAAUAUUGCUAAUAGGUUUCUUUACUUUAUUAUUUAAUUCCAAAUCAUGAAAAUGAAUAUGGUUUUCAUUUACAAUCCAUGUGAUCAUUUCAUUGGCUUAAUGAUUUUAUAUAUAUUCAACAAAACAUUAAACACUUAAUCCUUAUAGAGUAUUUGAUAUACCUAAAACAAUAAUAAGAUUUAUGAACUGCAAAUGAUUGCUAAGGCUUGAAAUUGAAAUUUGGGAUUCUUUGACAUUGAAUACAACAUUGGUUGGUGAUGGGAAUCUGAUUGUUAAAUUACCCAUUAGUAUUUAUCUUGACCAUGCAUGUAUUAUACGCAAAAUAUGUAAUAUUCAAAUAUGUGUUUUGUACGUUACAGUAAAGCAAAAAUAAACGUGUAUACAGGCGACUGCAUCUCUUCUAUGUUCUAUAUUGCAUAUGGGAUUAUGGUCCAAUAAGACAAACCAAGCCAAAAUACCUUUUAAAGUAAAGCAAGUUAUCCAAGUGCUGUGCGACUACUAUUAAUAAAUUUGUCUGUGUGUGUAA